UAGAAAUGGGCUUCCAUAAUGCCAGUGGUCCGUCCCACACCGCGGUAAAGAUAGCCGGUGGGCAUAACACCGGCAUAACACCGGCUCUGCGUCCAGCCGGCCAAGCACGUGGUCCCGCUCCUUUCUGUUUGCUGCAGCGAGGUCCUUCUCGACGAGUUUGGUGUCUUAGGUAAAUAUUUGCGUGUUUUAAGUGAAAAUGUCUUCAAUUCAGCCUCAGAGAGAAUUUAUCAACGAGCAGGUACUUCCUGGUGAAGAAACAUUCACAGAGUUGAAAGAAAUCAACGUCAAGAUCGAGAUGGAAGAGAUGGACGAUCAGCGCAGACUGCUGGAUUUUACCCGGAUACCGAAGACCAUCUUACACCGGAUAGAUUUCCCACAACGCUGUGUGUUUAAAGAGGAGGAGGCUCUCACUAAGAUCAGCAAGCGGGAGGAGGGGAACUCUGCUUUAAAUCAAGAUGAACCAGAACUUCUCCAGAUAAAACUGGAGCAACAUGAGCCAGAACAUCAACAGUUCAAAGAGGAAGAGAAGCGACUCUGCAUCAAUUCUGAAGACCAAGGAAAAGAGAGAGAUGAAGAACAAAAACAAAAUGAAAGAUGUCAUGAAACCAAACAGCAGAAAGACGCAACUGACGGUUCAAAACAAAAGACACACAAGAAAGCUCACUCAGAACAAAAACUAUAUUCUAAAAUUUGUGGUAAAGCCUUUUCUCAAAACAAUUCAGUGUCUAAUCACAUGAAAAUUCACACAGGCAAGAUGGCUUUCACAUGUUUAACCAGUGGAAAGAGUUAUGGGACUAAAUCUCAGUUACUUUGUCACACGAAAAUUCACACGAAUAAGAAGCCUUCCUCCUGUGUUACCAGUGGACAAGGUUUCAUGUCUAAAUCUCAGUUACUUAGUCACCUAAGCAGAAUUCACACAGGUGAGAAGUCUUUCUUAUGUGGGACAUGUGGGAAAAGUUUUACCCAAAAAAGCAAUUUAACCGUUCAUAUGAGAAUUCACACAGGUGAGAAGUCUUUCUCGUGUGGG
Molecule: messenger RNA, 1027 nt
Organism: Poecilia reticulata (guppy)
Lineage: Eukaryota; Metazoa; Chordata; Actinopteri; Cyprinodontiformes; Poeciliidae
Biological process (GO): regulation of transcription by RNA polymerase II
Molecular function (GO): RNA polymerase II cis-regulatory region sequence-specific DNA binding; DNA-binding transcription factor activity, RNA polymerase II-specific
Source: RefSeq, a predicted model, not a curated record